This is a messenger RNA of Aureobasidium subglaciale EXF-2481, 1461 nucleotides long. RefSeq lists its product as uncharacterized. The coding region runs from base 1 to 1461 and encodes 486 amino acids. The transcript has 2 exons. The record is from RefSeq and is a predicted model, not a curated record. Lineage: Eukaryota; Fungi; Ascomycota; Dothideomycetes; Dothideales; Saccotheciaceae. Gene Ontology annotation, cellular component: cytoplasm. Gene Ontology annotation, biological process: NAD+ biosynthetic process. Gene Ontology annotation, molecular function: kynureninase activity; pyridoxal phosphate binding.
AUGGCGGACCAAAAGGAAACACCGGACCUUUUUAGUGAAGCUUAUGCCAAAUCUCAGGAUGAGCAAGAUCCGCUAUCCUCAUUUCGAGACCAAUUCAUCAUCCCAACAAUUUCCGAUCUACACGCAAAGACUCUCAAACCAUCAUCCCAAGACCAACCUCAAUCAUGCACAUAUCUCUGCGGAAACUCUCUCGGUCUACAGCCCCGUCUAACAUCCAAAUAUCAGCAAGACUAUCUUCAAACCUGGGCAACGAAAGGUGUCUAUGGUCACUUUACGGAAAUUGAAGACUCGAAUCUGGCUCCUUGGCUGCAUGUUGACGAUGAUGUGAUUGGUGAUGUUUGUGAAAUUGUGGGAGCAAAGAAGAACGAGGUGGCUGUGAUGCAGACGUUGACUGCGAACCUGCAUCUUGCCAUGGCUAGUUUCUAUCGGCCUACGGAGAAGAGGUGGAAGAUCAUCAUCGAAGGAAAAGCCUUUCCAAGUGAUCAUUACGCAGUAGAAUCGCAGCUCUUGCAUCACAACAAGGACCCCUCGACAUCCAUGAUUCUUCUCGAGCCUACAGAUCCCGACAACCCUAUCCUCACCACGCAGCAUAUCCUCGCCACGACUGAUGAGCACGCAUCUUCAACAGCUCUUCUCCUGCUCCCAGGAAUUCAAUUUUACACUGGCCAAUUCUUUGACAUUGCCACUAUCACCGCUCACGCACAGAAACACGGUAUCUUGGUGGGUUGGGACCUCGCCCACGCAGCAGGAAACCUUCCUCUCAAGUUGCACGACUGGAAUGUAGAUUUUGCCGCUUGGUGCAGCUACAAGUACUUGAACUGCGGGCCUGGCAGUAUUGGUGGCCUCUUCGUACAUGAGAAGCACUGUGCUGUUUCUGCUACUGCUGAGAAAGGCAAACCAGGAUAUACACGCCGUCUCAGUGGAUGGUGGGGAAGUAACAAAUCCUCUCGCUUCGCCAUGGAAAAUGUCUUUACGCCCAUCGCUGGAGCCGGUGGCUGGCAGCUUUCAAACCCUUCGGUGGCCGAUAUGACUGCCCUCCGCGCCUCCCUCGAUAUCUUCAACAAAACCUCCAUGAUUGCAUUACGCAAAAAAUCCCUCGCACUUACCGGAUACCUCGAAACUCUACUUCAACAACUCGACAUGGAGAAAACCUUUAGCAUCAUCACACCCUCCGAUCCAGAGCAAAGAGGUGCACAAUUAUCACUAAGACUGGCUUCAGGAUUACUAGAUCACGUCAUGGCAGUUCUGGAACAAAAGGGUGUUGUGGUGGAUGAGAGAAGACCGGAUGUCAUUCGUGUGGCUCCUGCUCCAUUGUACAAUUCUUGGACGGAUGUUCUCAGAUUUGUUCGAGUGUUCAAGGAAGCUUGUGAUGAAGCCUCGAGCCAAAAGGAAGGAAGCACAGAGACCUCGAUUAUGGUGGAGGGCGGCAAGGAGGAUAAAGGAUGGAGUGAGAUUAAAUAA